AUGGUCAGCGUUGCCGUAAUUGGAGCCGCCGGUGGUAUUGGCCAGUCUCUAUCGCUACUUCUUCUUCGCCAACUGCCGUACGGGAGCACGCUCUCGCUGUACGACGUGGCGGGUGCCCCCGGAGUGGCCGCCGAUCUCUCACAUGUUGACCGCGCCGGCGUCACCGUCAAAUAUGCUGCUGGAAAGCUCCCCCCAGUGAAGCGUGAUCCCGCCCUCGCCGAACUUGCGCGCGGUGUUGAUGUUUUUGUCAUUGUCGCCGGUGUGCCCCGUAAGCCCGGUAUGUCUCGUGACGACCUCUUCAACGUGAAUGCCGGCAUCAUUAUGGAUCUUGUUCUCACAUGUGGUUCCUCAUCGCCGCAGGCAUGUUUCUGCGUCGUGACGAACCCCGUAAACAGCACCGUGCCGAUUGCCGCUGAGGCCUUAAAGAAGCUUGGCAUCUACAACAAGAACAAACUCCUGGGCGUAACUCUGCUGGAUGGGCUCCGUGCUACCCGUUUCAUCAACAACGCUCGCCACCCUCUUGCCGUCGCCUCCGUCCCCGUUGUUGGUGGCCAUAGCGACGUAACGAUUGUCCCACUGUUUUCUCAACUUCCUGGUCCACUCCCUGAGGAGGGGGAACUGACACAGAUCCGCAAGCGUGUGCAGGUGGCGGGUACGGAGGUGGUGAAGGCAAAGGCAGGCCGCGGAAGUGCCACCUUGUCGAUGGCUGAGGCAGGUGCCCGCUUCGCGAUGUUUGUUGUGAACGCCAUCACAGGUCAGUCUUCCCCGAUGGUUUAUGCGUAUGUGGAUACAGAUGGCACUCAGAAUUGCUCGUUCCUCGCAAUACCGGUGGUUCUUGGCAAGAAUGGCAUUGAAAAGCGCCUACCGAUAGGUCCCAUGAAUGCUGUGGAGAAGGAAAUGCUUAAGCAAUCCAUCUCCGUUGUGAAGGCGAACAUUGAGAAGGGAAUGAAUUUCGCGCGCUCAAAGUUGUAA
Messenger RNA from Trypanosoma brucei brucei TREU927, 972 nucleotides. RefSeq names its product glycosomal malate dehydrogenase. The record is from RefSeq and is a predicted model, not a curated record. The transcript has a single exon. Lineage: Eukaryota; Euglenozoa; Kinetoplastea; Trypanosomatida; Trypanosomatidae. Gene Ontology annotation, cellular component: cytoplasm. Bases 1 to 972 code for a protein of 323 amino acids. Gene Ontology annotation, biological process: tricarboxylic acid cycle; carboxylic acid metabolic process. Gene Ontology annotation, molecular function: L-malate dehydrogenase (NAD+) activity.